UUUGUGAACCGAAGUUUAGCCAUGGAAAAAAUAAAGUGUUUUGGUUUUGAUAUGGAUUAUACCCUUGCAGGAAAGCCAGUGUAACUCCUUCAAGACUGGAGUGGCACACACUACCUGCAUCUGCCUCAUUGUACAAGUCUCCGGAGUAUGAAUCCCUUGGCUUUGAGCUUACUGUGGAGAGAUUAGUUUCCAUUGGUUAUCCUCAGGAGCUGCUCAGCUUUGCAUAUGAUUCUACAUUCCCUACCAGAGGACUUGUCUUUGACACACUCUAUGGAAAUCUUUUGAAAGUUGAUGCCUAUGGAAACCUCUUGGUUUGUGCUCAUGGAUUUAACUUCAUAAGAGGACCAGAAACUAGAGAGCAGUAUCCAAAUAAAUUUAUCCAACGAGAUGACACUGAACGGUUUUACAUUCUGAACACACUAUUCAAUCUCCCAGAGACCUACCUGUUGGCCUGCCUAGUAGAUUUUUUUACUAAUUGUCCCAGAUAUACCAGUUGUGACACAGGAUUUAAAGAUGGGGACCUCUUCAUGUCCUACCGGAGUAUGUUCCAGGAUGUAAGGGACGCCGUGGACUGGGUCCAUUACAAGGGCUCCCUUAAGGAAAAGACAGUUGAACAUCUUGAGAAGUAUGUAGUCAAAGAUGGCAAGUUGCCGUUGCUUCUGAGCCGAAUGAAGGAAGUAGGGAAAGUGUUUCUUGCCACUAACAGUGACUAUAAAUACACAGAUAAAAUCAUGACAUACCUGUUUGAUUUCCCACAUGGCCCCAAGCCUGGGAGCUCCCAUCGGCCCUGGCAGUCUUACUUUGAUCUGAUUUUGGUGGAUGCACGGAAACCACUCUUUUUUGGAGAAGGCACAGUCCUGCGUCAGGUGGACACAAAAACUGGAAAACUGAAAAUUGGCACCUACACAGGCCCCCUGCAGCAUGGCAUUGUCUACUCGGGAGGUUCAUCUGAUACAAUCUGUGACCUGUUGGGAGCUAAGGGCAAAGACAUUUUGUAUAUUGGAGAUCACAUUUUUGGAGACAUUCUGAAGUCAAAGAAACGACAAGGGUGGAGAACUUUCUUGGUGAUUCCUGAGCUUGCCCAGGAGCUCCACGUCUGGACUGACAAGAGUUCACUUUUUGAAGAACUUCAAAGCUUGGAUAUUUUCUUGGCUGAACUCUACAAGCACCUGGACAGCAGUAGCAAUGAGCGCCCGGACAUCAGUUCCAUCCAGAGACGGAUUAAGAAAGUAACUCAUGACAUGGACAUGUGCUAUGGGAUGAUGGGAAGCCUGUUUCGUAGUGGCUCCCGGCAGACACUCUUUGCCAGCCAAGUGAUGCGCUAUGCCGAUCUCUAUGCAGCAUCGUUCAUCAACCUGCUGUACUACCCAUUCAGCUACCUCUUCAGAGCUGCCCAUGUCCUGAUGCCGCACGAGUCAACGGUGGAGCACACACAUGUGGAUAUCAAUGAGAUGGAGUCCCCUCUUGCCACCCGCAACCGCACAUCAGUGGAUUUCAAAGACACUGACUAUAAGCGACAUCAGCUUACAAGGUCCAUUAGUGAGAUCAAGCCCCCCAACCUCUUCCCACUGGCUCCCCAGGAGAUUACACACUGCCAUGAUGAAGAUGAUGAUGAGGAAGAAGAGGAGGAAGAAUAAGAAGGCAGAUUAGAAACCCUGAGCACCCAUCAAGUCUGACGGACCCACGGGGCAAGGGGUGGCCUUGUUUGGAUUCUGUUAGGGAGGGUGGGAGGACUCCAGCAGAAGUCCUGGAAAGUUUGGGAAGUUUCUGAAGGCUUUAAAUAAUUCUAAUCAUAGCUACUUCAGUUUUGUGUAUCUGUUCUCUGCAGAUGGUUUGAAACUGUAUAGGAAGAACAGGUAAAAGCAGGUGGAGUGCACGCAGAUGGCACCAUGUGGCUUGUGAUAGUUUUCUGUGUCUGUUGUCAUCGUGUCAUCUGGACGUAUGAAGGUAGUAAAGGGUUUCCGAGCAGAACCACGGGACUGGUGGGAAGAGGAGACCCACAGUAUAUAGACUGUACCACUGCUCCAAACCGCACUUGUCCAGAGCAUCACAGUGUUGUUUAUCAUUAUCAGUAGUCAGCCCCUGUUGAGGUCAAGUUUCCUUCCGUUAGCUUUUGGGCUUCCUCAGUGGCGCUGGUGAGGCUGCUGCUCUGUCGCUUGGUGCCUUGGUGGCUUGCCUUGCUCUAGGUGAUUCUAGACUGUGGGGAUUUGAAGUUGAGGCAGAAGUCCUCAUCCUUGCUACAUUUUUUAAAGUUGGUAGCACAAAUGCUUUUCAUUAUGUAAAAACAAUCCUUUUGGGGAAUGUAGCUGAAGAGUACAAAGGAGCAAGUUCCCGAAUGGCAGCGCGCUACAGCCAGACCGGCCUUAGCAUCGCGGCCUGUGGGCACAUCCUCCUCCCAGCCACAGAGGUGGAGAGGGGAGGCCCCACAGCAGAGGGUACAGAAGGACUCAGUCGAUUCACAAGACUGAGGAUGACCUCGUGCCCUGAGGGAAGCCAGGAAGGCUGUGCCUGCCCUGCCAGUGCAGGGAGUUGGCCAACACUUGGAGUAGUUUUAUAGAUUCUUGCUUUAAUUUUCAUUUGCUCUCUUCCAUUCUUGGCCCUGGUCACUAGGGUACUGACUGCUCUAGAACUCAGUAAAGUGUAUGUCUAAUGCUGACAUUGGCCCUGUGUAGUACAACAAUCAGCCGUCAUAGCCAUUGCUCUUCAAAUGUGUUUAGGGUUGGUGUUCUUUUAAGGGAAAUACAUUUUCAAAAUUGCUAGCUAUAUCUGUAUCACUUUUAGUUAAAAAACAUGCUUCUAUGUACAGUGUUUCAUAGGUAUAAAGAUUUUUUCACUGAAGUUUUAAGCAUUUCUUAAAAAGACAAAGUUUCUCUAUGUAGCCCUAGCUGUCCUGGGACAUGUUCAGUAUGUAGAGCAGACUGGCCUCGAACUCACAGAGACAUGCCUGUAUCUGCCCCCUGGGUGCUGGGAUUAAAGGUGUGUGCCACCAUGCCUGGCUUGUUAAAGUAAUCAUUGAAAGGUAUGGGUCACAGCUCAGCAACUUAGCCAAGGCCUCCAGAUGCACGGUGUUCACUGACUUUACAGUAAGUCAUUCCAAGUAACAGGCAUUCUGACUGGAAUCUCUGGAAUAUAUUCGUGGACCAUGAGUUGUCAUCUCUGUGUUUAAAAUUUAGAGACCAUCAUAGCUACCCUACUUACUAGUUACUCUCAUUUAAGUUGACGUUGGGGAUGUUGCAUAGUUUGACAAUGUUAAGCCUUCCCAAGCCCAGAUCACCUUUGCGUGGCACGUGACAACUACAGAGUCACCUUGCAUUAGUGCAUUCCUUAGAGCAGAGGCAGACAUCACUCAGCUUACUUUCUAUGUUUACUGUGUUGUGUGGAUACUAUAGUUUUCUACUGGCCAGAUGGCACUGUCGGCCAGGCCACUCACCAGGAGAGCGAGCGAGUAAGCGAGCUGUGAAGAGCAAGCAGUCGCAAGAGCUCCAUCUCCACGCUGAGUCACCAGAAGGAGCUGCUAAGGAGCUGGGAUCUCCGCAUGCCCCUGGAUGUGCUGGCUGCUCUGUCCAGAGCAAGAGACUGAGCAGCGGUGACUGGACAUUUCAGAAUGCACACCACACAUUGUCUGUCACAGUAAACUUCUCCACAGUUUUCCUAAGUCUGAAUAAUUUAGAGGACAGAAAUGGCAGCCCUUCCGUCAAUCUUGGGAACCUCUCCUAGGGAUUCUGAAAACACUCAGUUUCCAGGCUUUGUAGAGCAUCAGAAUUCAAGAAUCCUUUCUUCAGUGCUAGACUGAGCUCCCCAGACUGGAGUGUGGCCCCAGGGAGCCCGGUGUUCCCAGUCCCACUGGGUCUCACCUGGUGUUCCCAGUGCCACUGGGUCUCACAGCCACAGCAACCACCUCAUGCACAGUUCCACAGAGGCGCUCCAGGAGAACAUUGAGUGUCUCAGAAACAUCUGAGGCAGAGGAAAUUCAAUGUUUAUUUUAUACCCAAGGUUCUCUUUUACCCCAAGCACAGAUCUGCAGAGAUCUGUGGAGUAAGCUAUGCCUGCUUCAAGUUGCUCUUUAAAUUUUGUUUAAAAUAGAAAUAGAAUAACUGAGCUACAAAUCUGUGAGUCACAUUGUGUAUGGGCAGAUUUCAGAUUUAAAAGUAGCUUGUCCAUGUUUAGAUAUUUAUAAAUCAGAUUUGUUUGUUUAACAGCUUUAAAGUCCUACAAUUUUUCCAAGGCUUCUAGGGUACUUUUAAGUCCUCUGCUUAUUCACCACAGAUAGCCUGAGAUAAACAACUGCAUAUUCGAGUCUGUAUUAGGGCAGGAACUUCGCUCACAUUCCAUGUUAUGGAAACUAUUUAACCUCUGAUGGUGGGAAAAUGGAGGCUAAGAUCGGUCUGUCGCUGUGCUGUCAGCCACCGCCUUCCCCAUGUGGUUUGAGAUUAGGCCCUCAGUAGUUACUUUCUCAUGACAUUCUUUCCUGGUGACUAGAAUUAGCUUCUCUCACAGUUUUUCCUAAGAGUGGAUGAUUUCUAAUCAUAUGCUUAGGAUGCCCAAGUUUGGAAUCCUUUCAAAGAUGAAUGAAAAGUAUGCACUAUAGUAAGAUGAAGAGGAGCUACACUCAGGCAUGCUAGCGAGCUACGUAGAUGAUCUACAUGCAUGCAUGCUAGUGAGCUGCAUAGAUGAUCUACAUGCAUGCAUGCCAGUGAGCUGCAUAGAUGAUCUGCAUGCAUGCUAGUGAGCUGCAUAGAUGAUCUACAUGCAUGCAUGCUAGUGAGCUGCAUAGAUGAUCUACAUGCAUGCAUGCUAGUGAGCUGUGUAGAUGAUCUACAUGCAUGCAUGCUAGUGAGCUGCAUAGAUGAUCUAUAUGCAUGUGACAUCAAAAAGCAGAGCCCAAUGACUGCAGCCCUGCAUUGCCUGCCACACACCUCUACUAACAGGCAAACAACACUUAACCUCCCCACUGCUGCCCAGAAGUAGCAGGAAGCAGAUCUAGAAAGAACAUUUACAAAACAUGCAGCUUUUCUCCUCGUCGCGUUUCCCUGCUCCUCAUCCUGUGGUGACAACAGUGUAAUGGUGUCCAACAAAACAGUAACGGCAAAAAAAUGAAAUGUCGCCAUGUGCCAUACCAGCAUGUCAGUCAACAACAGACCAGGCAUAUUACGGUGGCCUCAUAAGGUUAUGUCGUCUGCUGAUGCAACUGUCUAGUUUGUGAGUAUACAUGUCGUGCUGUUCCCAUGAGGUCGCCUCGUGACACAUUGCCAUGUGAAAUGAUGCAUGAGCGCACACAGUCCCCUAAGUUCCUCUUAGAGCCAAAACAUGAAACGAUACCCAACUCAACUCUGAACACCCGUCUCAGACUUGGACACCACAUGUAAAGUAAUCAGUAUUUUUCCAACUAAAUAAAAUUCUCAGUAUUGAGCCUG
Messenger RNA from Mastomys coucha (southern multimammate mouse), 5414 nucleotides. It is a transcript of the gene Nt5c2, whose product is annotated as 5'-nucleotidase, cytosolic II. Gene Ontology annotation, molecular function: 5'-nucleotidase activity. The record is from RefSeq and is a predicted model, not a curated record. NCBI's taxonomy places the organism in Eukaryota, Metazoa, Chordata, Mammalia, Rodentia, Muridae. Gene Ontology annotation, biological process: adenosine metabolic process; IMP metabolic process. The transcript is spliced from 17 exons. The coding region runs from base 528 to 1637 and encodes 369 amino acids.